This is a messenger RNA of Dermacentor albipictus, 2290 nucleotides long. The record is from RefSeq and is a predicted model, not a curated record. Lineage: Eukaryota; Metazoa; Arthropoda; Arachnida; Ixodida; Ixodidae.
UCGAUCGCGCAUGCGCCGAUCUUUUCGUGCUGCACCUUGUUUACAUCCCUCUCGCCCUAGCAAAAAAAAAAUCGUUACGAGCACAGCGUCCCAGGGCGCCGGUGUGCAGUAGGAUCACGCCAUGCCGACCGGAGACAGCAUGUGUCGUAUGCCAUGCGCGGACGAUGCAUCAUGGAGCAGCCAGUCGCUCAGUCAGAGCACUUCGCCUCAGCACCAGUCACCAAUCAUGACGUCUUGCUGCUUUUGCUGCGACACGCGAAAGGGAUCGCUGGCCACAGCCAUGGCAUCCAUCAUGACCCGGGGCCUAACCAUUCUGGGCUACUACCUCAUGGUGACCGCGCCGCGCUACGAGAACACGCGACUCCACAAGCAGGACGAGAAAGCGCUCAUCAACCCCCAUUAUGUAGGAAUAGCCAUGAUAACAGAAAGCUGCAUCGAAAUCUUCUUCUCGGUCAUCCUUCUCAUUGGUGUAAUAAAGGCCGACUACCGUUGGCUACUGCCAUGGAUUGUGUGGUGCUUCUUCAACAUUCUGUACAUUUUCGUCAUCGCCGUCAUGCAAGUGCUGGCUGCUGUUUUUGCCUCGUCAACACACGCACUAGGAAGCGCAAUGGGAUCCUGGAUUGGAUUCUUUGUGUCUGUGUAUUUCCUCAAGUGCGUGCUGGCCUACUACCACACCCUGCAGAGCGGGGAAGGGCUGAAACAGCAACAGGAGCUUGAGGCGACGGAACCUCUGGCACAAGAGCAGCCACACUGCAGCAAGAACAUCGCCUAGCAAGAUCGUGCUACGGAUUUAUUGGAGCUGUGCUAAACACAUCACGCGAAAAACGGUCACGGAGCGUCACAAAUAUCACGGAGGCCGCACUUUUGACCAUGUUUUACUCUAAUUUGGUCCCAGCCGGAGUCUGUCGCACCAUGCCCAACUGUGCACCUAAAAUGACCUCUUACACUUCCUGAACUCGUUAAACUGAAGCGGAUGUCUCAGGAGCCUACGUUACGACAAAGGUCUCCUUCAGCGGAACGCGCGAUUGUUUGAACAGAAACGUCACAACUGCCGGCUCAGAUUUUAUAUUUAUUUUAAUGCCUUUUCUUUUGCUCACAAGCAGGUCUUAUACGCGUUUUAUGUUUCUGCGUACCUAGGUGAGUUUUAAUCUUUGGUUUGUAUUUAGUUGCUCUUGAUUUGAUCAAUCUCAUUUCUCGCUUCGCCAGCGUUUGACAAGGCACGUAACACUCGUGCGCAAUACCUUUAUUUAACAUCCGAACGUGUACUGAACAGGACUCCUCUCGAUACAGUUGAGCUUGCUUAAGUAGUCUUUCCCUCUCUCCUGCUUUCACUGCUCGUUUUUGAACGCUCCGAAGCCUGCAAUGCUUCAACGUGGACAAGUUUGGGACUCCUGCUACAAUGUAACGUCGUCAGGUCAGGGACACGAAAAAACAAGACAGAAGGCGAAAGAGCAUACUAACAACUGGCGUUUAUUUUUGCCGAAAACGCCUGGAAGAAAGAAAGGUGACACGACAGUAAUUGCAGCCGUAAAGAAGCAGCGCAGGAGCAAGAAUAUCAGGGGAAGGAAGAAGCUCGGUUUUCAGCCUUUCUUCGCAAUCAAAGUGCAUAUGCAGCGAAAUCAUUUGAAAACGUUUUUCAAGAUUAACGAGCUCACAGAACAAAUUGGCAAUAUGCCUUUAGAGACAACUGAUGAAACUACCAGACAAACACUUUUCCUGAUACCUAACAUAUACGAAUGGGUCAAAUACCAGGAAAUGUUAACUCAGCAGGCCUAAUUUACCAUAGAUAGAUAAUAAUAUAGACGGUUCAUAAUUACUACAGCAAACGCAUAGGGGAGACCAGAAACAAAAGCGGCAGGCACUUUGGUAAGGCGUAUAAAGUAAAUGUUGCUGAGGUAGGUAAUGCAAUAAUAUGUUAUAAUAAUCCGCUACCUAUCACAACAUAUAAUUUUCGCACAUGAAACAUGAGGGCAGCUAGUAAUCCCUGUAUUAACUUACGACCAUGUCACAAUUUAUAUAGACAGACACUCGUGGAGUUGAACGGUGCUCUAAUAUGGAACGCACUCCCACUCAGCGUGAAGACCAGCCAAAACUUUGUGCAAUGCUUAAAAAAUUGCUUUCAUGAAUGCUUACGGGAUCAUUUUAUUUGUAUCCCCUGAUGUGAUGACAUAGUGUUUUGUUUAUUCUAUAUUUUUCAUGUAGAAAUGCUUUAAUAACAUGUGUUUAAGUUGUCUCGUGCAAUAAGUACGCUGUUCUUCUUAUGUAUAUUUUGUUAUUGGACACCAAACUA